Molecule: messenger RNA, 1551 nt
Organism: Mytilus trossulus (common blue mussel)
Lineage: Eukaryota; Metazoa; Mollusca; Bivalvia; Mytilida; Mytilidae
Exons: 1
Coding region: 1-1551 (516 amino acids)
Biological process (GO): protein ubiquitination
Cellular component (GO): cytoplasm
Molecular function (GO): ubiquitin protein ligase activity
Source: RefSeq, a predicted model, not a curated record
AUGUCAGCUGAAGAUUACCAAAAGUUACCUACAUUCAUGCAAGAAAUAAGUAGCCAGUGCAAAGACCACAAGAAGAAGUUUGAACUGUAUUGUUCUUUCCAUACCUGUCCAUGUUGUGUCCAGUGCAUCACUGAUAAACAUAAUAAAUGUCAAGACAUGAAACCAUUGUCAGAUAUCCUACAGAAAGUCAAAUCAUCUGCCUCAGUGCUACUUUUUGAAAAAGAUUUGACGAAUGUGAGGGAAAACUUAGAUACAGCCAUAAAGUAUCUGAAAACCAAAAUGAGUACCAUCAAUACUAAAAAAACAAAAGCUGUUGAGGAUAUUAGGAAUGUGAGAGAGUCUAUCAAUGAUUACUUAAACAAAUUAGAGCAAGACAUACUGAAUGAUUUAGAGUCAAAACAUUCAAAGCUACAAUCAAACAUGGCCACUAUCGUGCAACAAAUGGAACAGCAAGCCAGUCAAAUAGACCAAAUGCAGAACCAGUUCACCAAAAUGACGCAAUAUGCCACAGAGUUACAGAUGUAUAUUGGUCUAAGAGAAAUUGAGAAAACUACAACACAGGGAGCAAAAUAUUUAGAAGAUUUAGAAAAUGGAGACCACGUUAGUGAAAAAAAUCUAGAGGUCAACAUUUCAUCAGCUCUACAAUCAAUUUUACAAGAUAUCAAAUCAUUUGGAGAUAUUAAUAUUAAUACCACCUCUUCUACACUUCGACUAAAGACCAGCAGAAAAGAUCAAGCCCAGCACUUGGUUCCAAACGUUCCUGUUAUUGAACAAAUUAAGCCAUCCCUAUUGACAAGACUAACAAGUACAAUAGAUAUGAAGUUGAAUAUAUGGGCCUGUCUUAUCUUACCUGAUGGUGAAUCUAUAACACUUGAUCGCAAUAAAAAACAACUACUGCUGUUCAGUAAAGAUGGCAUCUUCAUCAGAAAAGUAAUUUCAUUCACAAAGCAUCCAUGGGGUGCUUGCUUUGUCAGAAAUUAUACAGUGGCUGUCACAUUAAGAUCAGCAAACCAGAUAGCUUUGGUAGAUGUAAAAAAGGAUAGAAUUAUUCAAACAAUCAAACUUUCGCAUGAUUGUUUUGGAGUGGCAAGUGAUGGUAAAACUUUGGUCAUCAGUAGUGGUGGCAGCCAGUGUACUACAGUGAAUCUGAAUGACAUGUCUCAUACAAUCUUAGAAGGAAUGGGACUUGGAUCUAUUGCAUUAUUCCAAAGAAAUAUAUAUGGUAUCAAUUACCAUGAAAACAAAGUAUGCUGUUAUAAAAUUACUGGAGAACCUUUGUGGACAUAUCAGAACCCAGACAUUGCCACACCACGAGGACUUUCAUUAGAUAAGAAUGGCUUUGUUUAUAUAGCUUCCAAUGGAAACAACAGUAUCAUGGUAGUAUCACCAGAUGGUAAAACCUGUAAGAAAAUACUAUCAGAGGCUGAUGGAAUCAAAGAUCCAUGGCAAAUAGAUAUUAACAGAGAAACAGGAAUGAUGAUAGUGUCGAGUAGAAUGAGUGAUAAUGACAGUGUUACAGACUAUGAAACAGCUUUUGUGUAUACAAUUUAA